This is a messenger RNA of Rotaria socialis, 4275 nucleotides long. Lineage: Eukaryota; Metazoa; Rotifera; Eurotatoria; Philodinida; Philodinidae. The record is from the annotation of a GenBank genome assembly.
AUGAAACUGAUCUUAUCUUCUAGUAUUAUUUCUAGUAAUCAAUCAAAUAAUACCAGUCGAAAAAAUGGAACUGUAAUUAAUUGCAAUUUAUCUUUAAAUGAACAAACACGUAUUCAUACAUGUGAUGAAUUAGCAUCUUUAUUUGAUGUACUCUAUUGUCAAAUUGAACAGCUGAUUUUUAAACAACAACCGCAAGCAAAAUACUAUUUUGAUAAUGAAACCAUUACAAUUAUUCUUUUAAACGAUAAUGACAAUGAACAAAUCAACAUCGACAAUAGUUGUCGUUUAGCAAUAGAAUUAUUUCGUUUUAUUCAACAUGUCAAUCAUGUAACACAAUGGUGUUUGACAUCUACCAUUGGCAUUGAUUAUAAUGAAUUAAAUAUUUUAUCGUCAGAUGUUAUUGAAGGUUUAGCUUAUGAUUAUGCUCAAUGGUUACGUGAAGAAUGUCUUAUUAAUAAUCGUAUACAUGUAUCAUCAAGAAUAUAUAAUUCAUUAAAAGAUAAUAAAUUUUAUGAAUUUCAUUCUUAUACAUGGUUAACAAAUAAAACUUUUACAGAAAAUAGUUUAACAUAUUUUCUAUUCAGUACAAAUAUGUAUGAAUCAAAUAAAAGUCAUUUAACAUCGAUAAGUAACUCUAGUAUGAUUGAUCAAUUAACACGUAUUCAAGCACAAUAUCAUGUCGAAAGACACUUAGGUACAAUAACUUUAACACGCUCAUUACGUAAGAGAAGUUUAAUAGAAUUAACAGCAAAACACAUUCAUUGGUUCAGUUUAAAUUUUAAACAACAAUAUUUAUCGAAUAAUCAAAAUUUUGAUCGAGAUUUUCAAAUGACACACCGUGCAAAUCGUCCACGUUUUUUUAUUUAUGUUUUUAUACUAUUAAUUUUAGCUGGAUCAUUACUUCAAUCACUUGUUGUUGAUCAUUUAACAUUGUAUUAUUUAAUUUCAUUUCCUUCAGUUAUCAUUGGACUUGUUCUAAUAAUUAUUAUUUUUCUUUAUUCAAUCAGUUCGGAUCAAUCACAAUUGCAAUUUAAUAAUAAUAAAAUUAAUGGAAAAUUUUAUGUUUAUUUAAAUGUAUUGAUUGUUUUAACUCUAUCAACAUUAUUUAUUGUUUCUGUACAAUAUAAUUCAGUACAAAAUUAUAAAUAUUUAUUCAGUUUAGAUGAACAAAUGGAUACAACAGUAACAACUUUAACAACAAAUGAAACAUCUAGUCAAAUGAACUCCACUUUGAAUAAUACGAUAAUCAGUGUAUUAUCACCAUUGUUAUCAUCAUUCGACCGUCAAUAUCAUGAUUAUCUGAUUUCAUCUCCGAUCUAUACGCUUUAUUUAUGCUCAAUAUAUCAUCAAUGUUCGUGGAUAAUAAAAGCAUUCUUCAUUGUUAGUUGUUUAAUAGUUCAAUUGUGCUUAUUUGAAUAUAUAUGGUUAUCAACAGACACGUAUUUUCCAUCAAUUCAUCCAUUACAACAUUAUACAGUAUUUACAUUAAUAAUCUUGCACGCUUUAUUAUUAAUCGUAGCGUCAUAUGUUCGUGAGUGGUUAGAAAAAAUUGAUUUUGUCUGGCUUAAACAAAUCGAUAAUGAACGUCUGCUCAUUAUUCGACAACGCGACGAACUUGUUAAGCAAACAUCAAUUUAUUUACCGCUACGUGUUAUUAAUUAUUAUUUACGCAAUGAUUCCGAUAUAGCAUUAGCUCAACAUUAUCAUUUAAAAUAUGAUCGAAUGGCAUUAUUAUUUAUCAAGUUUUCACCAUUAAAUAUUGAACAUGAAUGUUUACUUAUUGAUUAUCUUAAUGAUAUUGAAUAUUUGUUAAGAAAUAAUGAUAAAUAUAACUAUAUAGUUAUGCAUAGAAAAUCAACCGUAAAAGAAAUAAUGUUUUCAAUUGAUGUCGACACAGAUGAUUCAACAAAAAGUCUUCAACAAUUAGUUGAGCUUUUAUUUCAAAUUGAUGAACGUUUAAAACAAAUGUCAUCAUCAACAAUUCAUCUUGCUGCUUGUUUACAUAUUGGUUGUGUUCAUGAAAUAUUAAUUCAUUUUGAAAAAUAUCCUAAAAUUGAUAUAUGGAGUGAACAUAUUACGCUUUUACAAUUACUGAUGAGUAAAACACAGCCGAAUCAUUGUUUAGCAACAUCCACAGUUUAUCAUUUGUUAAAUGAUCUCUAUCUAUUUCGAACAGCUGGUUCAAUUGUUAGUACACAAAUUAAUACGGCGAACAAUUCUAAUAUUUAUUAUCUACUUGGUCGUCUCAUUGGAGAUAAUGUCUUUCAGGGUCGCAAUGCUCUUCCAAUUACAAUUGGCCAUACAAAUGUUGGUACUGUUCAAAAAUCUCCAAGUACAGAUGAUUCUCAUCAUUCCCAAUCGUCUGAACCUCGUUGUAAAUUGAAUAAUCAAAAAGAACAAAAUCACAUUCAAACAUCAACAACAACAACAACAACGACAGCAUCUUCAUCUAUUGUUCUAAAUGAACAACAAACUCUUCUUAAACAAUCAUCAUCGUCGUCAUCAUCGUCUCGAAAACAUGUACGAAUAUCGAAUAAUCUUUCGUCCAUCGAGACUCAAUCAUAUCGUCAAACGCUUUUACAAGCAUUAAAUGCUACGACAAAGACGAAUAAUUCUCAACGUCAAAUCAGUUCAAUGAGAAAAUUAUCUAAUCGUUUAAUACCAAAAAACAAUAUAUCAUCACCAGUAACAAAAGAUUUCUAUGUACCACGUAUGAUACAUUUAAGUGAUAAUAGUUGUUGGUCAUCAAGAGAAGCAAUGGUACAAUCAGAAACAAGUGGUAGUAAAUGCUUAAUUUUAACACAACAAAUGCUUAAUGGGCCAACAGAUGAUAAUAGUCGAUGUAAAUCAACUCCACCACCACCACCAUCAGCUCGAGUCUCAUCAUCAAAUCGACAAUUAUCUGUUGAACGAAAAAGUUUUACAGAAGAAGAUUUUCGUCAAUUACUUCAUGAACAAACAACAAAAGAUGUUAAAAAUCCAUCGAGAAGUUUAUCAACAACUAAUGAAGAAACAACUUCAUCGUUUUCUGGUUGGGAUGAUAUACCAUCAUCACCAUUGCCAAGUACUAAAUCUAAUCAUGCAUACAUUCAACAACAAGAACCUGUGCAACCUACACUACCAGCCCCUCUUCAUGAUUGCUAUUAUCCACGUCGUCCGUGUGAUUUAUCAUUUACAGUUAAUAUGACAACCAAUGACGAUGAUACUAGCAGUCGAACAAAUGGAAAGUCAGCAGGUAUUGCUUCACCGACAUCAACUAUUGUUACAAUAACAUCAAUGCCACCUCAACCGUCAAUGCCAGCACUUAUUCCUACGUCACAAGUAUCUAUUGCUAAGCCAACCGUUGUUUCCUCUCAAUCCCAACAACAAGCUACUAGAUAUCGACCAGCGCCAUUUAAUUUAGCACGUAAACUUAUUGCUGAAACAUCUGAAAGUGCUCUAUCAGAAAUAUCUGUUGAACGUCAGCAUGAACCAUGGACACAAAAUAUUGUUUAUCAGUCGAAAGAUCCUCAACGAACACGUCUUUCAUCAAGUUAUAGUAAUUUACAUGAUUUUAUACAAGCCAAUGAAUCUUCAAAAUAUCGUUCUAAACAAGCUGAAUCUCCAACAGUCAUUCAUAGUGAUUUAUUACAACGUUGGCUUGAAGAUCAACUUAAUCUAUUUCAAUAUCAAGUUAAACAAACUCCGCCACCGCCUCAAACCAAAAGAAUGAGUAGGCUGUCGCAUAAUGCUGUUAUUAAAAAUGAUUCAACUGACGAUGAAUCAGAUACUGUCAGUGAAAAUACAUUUACUGCAUUAACAAAUCAAUCGAAUUCACAAUCGAAAUCUGCACCUUCAAAUAAACGUCCAUAUAAUCAUGUCAGAUAUAAACCACUAAGAAAAAAUUCAACGCAAACAUCAAAUCUUAUUCGACAUGAAUCUCUUAAAUAUCGUAAUAGGCCAUUAUCAUUUGGAAAUAAUCCUCAGUUAAAUAGAACAACUUAUAAUCAUCAAUCAGAUAAUGUUAAAAAACUUCCGAACAGAGCCGAAUCAUCAUCAAUGCCUCGUUCAGAUUUAAGUGAUAUAUGUUCAUCUAGACCAGAUAAUUUAUCUGAAAGUGUCAUGUCAAAUCUUGAAUCUGAAUAUGAUAAUAUUUAUACUCAACCAAUAAAUUCAAAUGGAACAAUACCGAUUAUGAGUAAUUCACAAAUUUUAAGUGGCGAUGAUGAUGAUGAUGAUGAUGAUGAAACUACUCUUGCAACUACAAUAACAGCAAAGAAUCGAUGUUACUUUUAA